Manduca sexta (tobacco hornworm) is the source of this 6361-nucleotide messenger RNA. It is a transcript of the gene Fkbp59, whose product is annotated as FK506-binding protein 59. The coding region runs from base 2472 to 3737 and encodes 421 amino acids. Gene Ontology annotation, molecular function: peptidyl-prolyl cis-trans isomerase activity; protein binding. Lineage: Eukaryota; Metazoa; Arthropoda; Insecta; Lepidoptera; Sphingidae. The transcript has 8 exons. The record is from RefSeq and is a predicted model, not a curated record.
UAAUUUAUUUUUAUUUAAAUUACCUAUAUUUUACCAUUUGCGUAACAUGAAACGUUACGGAACAACUGUCAAAAUAUAUCAAUUCGGUCAAUUGUCCAAUUGUCAUAAAUACGAACCCGAAAAUUUUAAACUGAGUGAAUAAUAUGUAAUUUAGUGCUAACUGCAUAUUCAUCCACCUAAACUAAAAUGACUCGCAAUAUGGGUGAUGACAGUAUAUUAUUAAGAUUAUAUAAAAGGAAGUACAUGAUAGUACUGACCACGUUAACAGUUGCAAGUUAUAUUGUUUAUCAAGUGUGUUUAUUCUUCACAAUAUCCGAUCCGUCGACUAACAGAUUCACGCCUUUAGUGGAUCGUUUAGAAGUGAAGGAUAUGAAGCAUUUGCGCUCGGAAGCCGAUAGAUAUAUAAACGAGAACGGUGUGAUACGAGGUGUGUUCUACCCAUACAUGAAGAAGUACCGGCCAGAUUCGAACAAUGAAUUUAAAUGUUUGAAUUCCGAACAGAAAAUACCGUAUGACCUUAUAAAUGACGAUUACUGUGAUUGCGAGGAUGGUACGGACGAACCCAGCACCAAUGCAUGCCCCAAUGGCAUUUUUUACUGUGAUUUCCAGCUAUCGAAGCCUAUCGCUUUACACCAAGUAGCGUCCAGUAGAGUUAACGAUGACAUAUGCGACUGUUGUGAUGGUUCUGAUGAAUUUCUUCACUCUAACACAAAAUUGCUGUCGCAAAGCUCUUCCAGGCACUACAGGCAUUAUGUGACAAAAUGUCCCAAUAUUUGUCAAUAAAGUCAUAUAUGUAAAGGUUUUAAAAGUGUUCCAAUAUACAGACAUUAUGAAUGUUUGUUAGGUUUUUAAAUAUAUAGCAAGAGUUUGUCAUUCAGCCAGCUCAGCUCUUAUCACAUGUAAAAUAAUUCAUAGAUAUCCAUGAAAACAUCUUGCCACUGCAAUUAUAAAGUCUUUAAAUAAUUUAAACUUUGAAAACCCACAAUAUCUGGUAAAAAAUAUGCGACAUUUAUAUAAUUCAUUCUUUCCAUGCCAUGUUACAAUGUAAAUCAUAAUUUAAUUUACAAAUUAUUGUUAAAACCUAGAACUUUUUGCUAAAUAGAUUAUGUAAUAAAUGUACCAAAUUACUCAGUUCAUUAAACUGUAUUUUGCUUUGCUGGGAACUUUGAAUAGGGAGGAAAGAUUGAAUCAUAUAACAUGACUUAGAAUUGGUGUUUAGGAACAGUUUUCGUAAUAACUUCUGUAAAUACAAUUUAUAGUAGUUUCAUGAUAUCAAGGGUGAGAUCUAUCACACAUUUUGAAAAUUUGAGACGGAGUCAAGAAUGGGGAAAUUAUUAUAUAUUUACGAAAACCAACAUUUUUAGAUUUAAAAUACGUGUAAAGGUCUUAAUUUGGAAAUACUUGUAAAACAGGCUAUCUGUGGCUAUUUUUGACUCCUUCAUGUACUAACUUGAAGUUAGCUGCAUAGAUCUCACCCUAAGUCUACUUUUAAGUUGUAAGAAAUGUUAAGACUGAAAUGUUUGUAAAUAUUAAAUUAUUUCACAUAAACAAAUUUUACUUAAAUUCAGACAAAUCCUUUAUUUUCUCACAGCCUUAAAGAUAAGAACAAGCAAGGUAUUAAACAAUUGAACAAAAGACAUAGUGCCAUUGCCAUCACAACUAAUGAAAAUUUGUUAUAAUCAGUUUAAUUUCUAAAUAAUACCAUUAUAAAAUAUAUUGUUGAUGAGUACUGAGUAGUUAUAAUAAUAUUGUGUUUUGUUAUUUUUAGUAGCAAGAAAUAGCUACUGUGUAAAAUUUUUGGGUAUAAAUAAAAAUAAUUCAGUACGGUAAGUUUUAGCACAUGUAAAAAAUUUAAAGAGCAACAAAAAUAAAAUUCAAGUGUUCAAACCGAAAAUAUAAUGAGAACAUAAUUCUAACUGCUUGCGCGUAUUUUGAUUUUUGCCUCCCAUACAAUGUAAAUACUACCUACAUCGGCAGAAUAUCUACAGAUUCUACUAUUCUACUAUUUUAAUUCCCAAUACCUCAGAUCUACCAAUUGUCAUGUCUAGAAUUUUCUAUGGCCAUGUUCAUUUGACGUUAUCAGAAUAAGGUAGUGCAGUAAUAAACCACGGUAAAGGAAAUCGAUUUAUUUACCGUUUUACACACCAAGACUUUAAAUUGAAUCAUCAUCAAAAUUUUGUUUAUGCAUAUUAAACCUUUCGAAAAUUAAAGUUUAGUAACACUAUUAAAAUGGUUAAAUCGUCAAACAAUUAGAUGGAUACUACUAAGGUCACAAUCGAUUCCGGUAAUUGAUUGUUAAAGUUAGUUAAUACAAUAUAUCGUUACCUCCCUAUUCAAUUCAAUCAUUUAUAAAUUGACCGGCGGGUGUUGCGGUUGAAUUUUCGAGAAAAUUAUUCAAAGAAAUAUUUACGCGAAGGACAGCGUGCUCUCCCAUUGUUCAAUUUUGUGAAUAAGUUAUUUAUUAAACCAAAAUGACCGUCGACGAAGGCGUUGAUAUCACAGGCGAUCGCGGAGUUUUGAAGAGGAUCAUCAAAGUUGGCGAGGGUACGGAGACACCGAACCAAGGCUGCCAUGUGUCUGUGCAUUAUACCGGGACAUUAUUAGACGGGACAAAGUUCGAUUCCAGUCGGGAUAGGAAUGAACCCUUUCAAUUCUGUCUAGGAAAAGACUCGGUGAUAAAGGCAUGGGACAUCGGCGUGGCGACGAUGAAGAAGGGUGAGGUGUGUGUGCUGACGUGCGCGCCGGAGUACGCCUACGGCGCCUCGGGCAGCCCGCCAAAGAUACCGCCCAACGCGACACUGCAGUUCGAAAUUGAAAUGCUUGACUGGAAACUGGAAGAUUUGAGUCCGGACAAGAAGAACGGCAUCCUGCGACACAUCAUCACAAAGGGCAGCGGUUUCGACAGCCCCAACGAUGGUGCUCUGGUCACAGUCGAACUCGAAGGCAAACUGCAGGCGGACGGCAAGGUUUUUGACACCAGGACGGUAACAUUCAACCUUGGAGAAGGCAGCGACCACAACAUCUGCGAAGGAGUCGAGAGAGCCCUAGAGAAGUUCCUCAAAGGAGAGAAGUCACGGCUCAUCAUCAAACCCAAGUAUGCCUUCAAGACCAAAGGAAACCAGGAGUUGGGUGUGCCACCAGAUGCAACCGUUGAGUAUGAGGUCACGUUGACCAACUUCGAGAAGGCGAAAGAUUCUUGGCAGAUGGACGGUGCUGAGAACUUGGAUAAUGCAAAGAUAUUUAAGGAAAAAGGAACAAAUUACUUCAAGGAGUCCAAGUAUCAGCUGGCCAUUAAGAUGUACAAGAAAGUGGUCUCGUUGCUUGACGACUUGGCGAAUAACACCAUCGAACCAGAAGAGAUCAGGGCGAAGGCCAAAGAGCUGUUGACAUCGGCACACUUGAACUUGGCCCUGGUGUACCUGAAGGUGACUCCGGUGCAUCACUUCGAAGCCAGGGAGCACGCCACGAAGGCGCUCAAGUUUGACGAAAACAACGUGAAGGGUCUGUUCAGGAGGGGACAAGCCUCACUCGGUCUCGGUGAGGCGGAGGCGGCGCUGAGGGACUUCCAGAAAGUGGUGGAACUCGAGCCGCAAAACAAGGCGGCUGCCAACCAGUUGAUCGUGUGCCGCGCGACGAUACAGAAACAGAAGCAGAAGGAGAAGCAGCUGUACGCCAACAUGUUCGACAAGUUCGCCAAACACGACUCGGAGGUAACAGAUCGAGAAGAUAAGAGCUAGAGAACAAGUGGACGUGAUUGGGGAGAAGGUGGGCGAGUGGGGCACCGGCGAGGGCGAGUGGACGGACGAGCAACGAGACCGGAAACCGACCGAGUUUGAGAAAGAGAACCCCAACAUACUGAUGUUAGACAAGGACGGACAGUUUGAGAACAUGUGAGCAGUUUGUUUGUAAAUUAGUAGCGCAUUGUUCCUUUGUACAUAACGACUUCAAUCUCAUGGGAGUGGUAGGAUCUUACGAAAAAAUCGCCAAGAGCUGAUACGCAAAUAAGACGGCAUAAUUGUGUCGACUAGCGAGGAGUUUCCAUCCAUACCAUCUCUCGUCAGUCGACAAUAUCUGGGCAUUACUGAACUUAACAUUAGAUGCAGUGGGUUGCAAUUGCUAAGGCCGUAUUAAAAAAAGAAAUUAUAAGCUGCAAAACUACGAUACUAUACUUUGCAUACAGACCAUAAUCAGCAUUAUCAUAAUAUAUCAGACCAAUUAUGCCGGAACAACACUAUGACCAACGACAAUUACGUACUAUGUGAAAUCAAAUACCACAUUUAUAAAUUUAAAUUAUUGCUUCAAGUCGUGGACGCCUUGGUGUGGCCCCAUCAUGAAAUUAGAAUAUCUCCUUCAUAGUGAGGUUUUGCUUUUUCAUAUUAGAUAGAAAUUGUUUUAUAGGUGGUGAGAUUUUAGUCAUUAUGUACCAGGGAUUUUAGUUUAGGGCUGCUGUCUUAGUAUUACAUAGACAAAUGGUAAAAAAAUAGGUACAUAUUGUGGGCGAUGGGUGUGAAUGAGUGACUAUCCAUGAAAAAUAGUGUUUGAACGAAAGAGAAUGCAUUUGGUAUUGUGGCAGCCCUAUUAUAAAUAAUCUAAUCUAACCUUAAACAACGGUAACCACAAAAAUAUUCUUGCGUAAAGAUUUUUACUUCAAAGUAUAAAAUUACUUCUGGUUUUUAAUCGGGAUUUUUUUAAAAAUUUUAACUUAAAUUCAGCUGUUCCGGUAAAAUACAUUGAAGCAUAAUAAGUGACAAGAAUAAAACUGUAUACCAACGAAAUGUCAAUCAUAAAGGCUAGUUUCCUAUGUUCGAUUUUUUUUAUUAUUUUAUAUGUAACAGAAAAUAAUAUUAAAAAAAAAUUCUUCUGUGAAAUCAGCAUCAAUAUUGAUUGAAAAAUAAAGUCGUUAUCUAUAUUUGAAAUAUUGUUGUAAGCAAAAGUGGGGGCGUGGUGGGGCUAUCGCGCUGUCCUUUUCUCACUCAAGCAGCUAUAUGGCCAGUGGCACUGGGUGACGUCACAUUUCACUAAUACUGUAAUUUGACAGCUUCCUUUUCCACCAAAUUUCAAAGUUUUAUUUUUAUUAUUUCGUGGAGUUUGAAAAUUCUUUUUUCGAUACAUUUCGAAUGAAUUACAUAUAUGAUAAUUGUAUUUAAAAAAGUCGUCAACUACCCUAUUACAUUAAAUAGACAUUGAUAUAAUAAUCGCAGUUUAUACCCCACCACUGCUAACUUCCAAAUAACGUGUAUUCAUAUUUGUUAUUGUUUGCUUUUCGGUGAUGGGGAAACAUCGUGAGUAACCUUCCAUACCAGAGAUCUUCAUGAGAUUUGUUACUGUCAUCGAUCCGCACUGACUUACAAUGUUAUGUUCAGUUUAGCGAUGUUGUUGUACAUGUUGAGUUACACUUGUUGCACAACAAUUGUGUAAUAUGUGGUCUAGAACAGUCUUGAACUCCAGUAUUAAAAAAGAAAGAAUAAAAUAGUUUAUCAUUUACCAGAACAUUGUUUAGAAAUUAGCACUCGUGUGUGCCCCAAAAUCUCCAAUUCGUUAUACACAUCCACUGGCAUUUAUCUAUCAUGACUUAUUUAGGUUCAGGUAUUUAAGAAUUGUAAGAUUAAUAUUUUUGUCAAAUUAUUUGUCUAUUGUCAUUGUUGUUAACUAUACCAGCGAUAAAGACACGGCAACUUUUAAAAAAAUAUAUAUUACAUUAGUCAUACAUAAUAUUCUGUAAUUUUUUAAUAUUUGUCUUCAAUAUCAAAUUAAGAUGUUACCAUAACCGAUACAUGAAUUUUGUUAAAUUGAUGUAAACUUCCGUAGAUGCAUAGCACAAUUUUAUUGUUUUAAAAAUAUUAUGUUUUUAUGAUUUAAUGGUGUAAAACAUUUUUCAAAAGGUGAUUGGCGGUUUUUUAUAUUAUUAUACUCAUCUUUUGAACAGUGAGUGUUGCCAGUAAUAAAUUAUGGGUUGGUAUACACUGGUUUAUUAUGUAUAUUUUUUAUUGUGUAUCUCUUUUUUUAUAUCGUACUAAAUAUGUACUGUUAAAAAAAUGAAAUAAGUUACAAAUCUAUGUAUUAGCGAUCUCUUCACCAAAUCGAGUAUGUAAGUAAUUUGUUUUUAAGUAUAUUUCAAACAAUUCCAGUCUUAGUUUGUAUCGUUAAGAUCUUUUACAUAUGGUCAAUAUUGAAGAUGCAGUAGUGCGUAAGCCGAAGUACUAUCAGACGAACAUCUCUGUUCAAUUGUAUAAAAGAAAGCAUUCUUAUCUCCAUCACAUAAAGGCUAUACUAUCUUCAAUAUAGGCCACAUGUACACGGUCCAUAAGUUCACUCGCUGUGUUUUGUUAUUAUGGUAAUAAAUAAAUUUAGUUUUUAUGUA